Molecule: messenger RNA, 544 nt
Organism: Klebsormidium nitens
Lineage: Eukaryota; Viridiplantae; Streptophyta; Klebsormidiophyceae; Klebsormidiales; Klebsormidiaceae
Source: the annotation of a GenBank genome assembly
AUGACAGGCCUGAGUGCUGUUCUAGCAAAAAGACCGGGAGCGUGGGGGAACAACAUUUGCGUAAUUUUUGGCAAAAAAGUGGGGUGUGUGGGGAGCAACACAUUUGCGGCCUCUGGGAAGUUUGUUUGGCCUUCAUCGCGUGCGUCCGAUAGAACAUCCGACGCCUCCGAAGCGGUCCACGUCAGCAUCUCCUUCCGGAGCGGCAAGAAGCGCUUGACACUCAGACUUAGAGAUAUCUCAUACAGAAGCCAACAAUCUCUACAUAGCCACCUUCUUCCGCUGGCGCUCUGCUCCUUCCUCGGGCUUUCAUGGCGGCUGGUGUUUGCUCAGACCAUCGUGAAGAUCGUCCAAGCGGGGUCGGAAAUGCGGAGGAGAGGCAGAUUGUGCAAGUUUAGCAACCAGAUCCAGGUCUGUGUUUCCAUUCUGAUGGAUCCUUUGUGAAAGAAGGACGCACGCGGGCCAGCUCAAGAGGAGCAGCGACAGAGUUCGUAGCAUCGUAAAUCUGGACGGGGACGAUAUGGAGACGCUGAGUGUUAACGGGAGG